This is a messenger RNA of Nestor notabilis (Kea), 1233 nucleotides long. Its product is annotated as vesicular inhibitory amino acid transporter-like. Gene Ontology annotation, biological process: amino acid transmembrane transport. Gene Ontology annotation, cellular component: vacuolar membrane. NCBI's taxonomy places the organism in Eukaryota, Metazoa, Chordata, Aves, Psittaciformes, Psittacidae. The record is from RefSeq and is a predicted model, not a curated record. The coding region runs from base 1 to 1233 and encodes 410 amino acids. The transcript is spliced from 2 exons. Gene Ontology annotation, molecular function: amino acid transmembrane transporter activity.
AUGAAUCCAUUCCAGAAGACUAUAAAACGUAAAUCCAAAAUCUGUUCGUCAUCACUAGUCAAGAUGAACAACAGAUACAUGGGAAUAUUUGUCCUAGGAUUGCCAUAUGCUCUUCUCCACAGUGGAUACAGUGGCCUGUUCCUUAUCAUCUUGGCUGCAGCAUUAUGCUGUUACACAGGCAAGAUUCUAAUCGCUUGCCUGUACGAAGAAAAUGAAGAUGGUCAACUCAUAAGAGUGAGAGACACAUAUGAAGACAUUGCAAAUGCCUGCUGCAAAAGGCUAUCUCCCAAACUAGGUGGCAUAGUUGUCAAUGUGACCCAGGUGAUGGAACUGAUCAUGACAUGUAUUUUGUAUCUGGUUGUUAGUGGGAACUUGCUGUCACACAGUUUUCCACAUGUACCAGUGACUGAGAAAACUUGGUCUGUAAUUGCGUUUGUUACACUGUUGCCUUGUGUAUUUAUCAAAACUCUCAAAACUGUUUCCAAACUCAGCCAGCUUUGCUCCCUGGUCCAUUUCAUUAUCAUCCUUGUAGUAAUGACUUACUGUCUCACACAAAUACAUCAGUGGUCCUUGGCAAAAUUCAGACUCUCUAUUGAGUUUGAGGACUUCUUGGUCUCUGUAGGGGUGAUCAUUUUCAGUUACACUUCACAAAUAUUUCUUCCCACGCUUGAAGGUAACAUGAAAAGCCCAGGGGAAUUUAGUUGUAUGCUGAACUGGACUCACUUUUUUGCUUGUGUCUUGAAAACAGCCUUCGCACUGACUGCAUUCUUGACCUGGGGCAAAGAGACAAAGGAAGUUAUUACUGACAACCUGCCAUCCUUUCUUGAAACCCUAGUGAAUUUGUGUCUCUUAGCCAAGGCUCUUCUUUCUUACCCUUUGCCUUUUUUUGCAGCCACAGAAAUUGUGUAUGCUUGUAUUUCUAGAGAAAACCAGUCCAAAUACAGAUCUCCACUAUUUUCUCUGGGUGUAAGAGGCUCAUUUCUCCUGUUAACUCUGCUGAUGGCCAUGUUCAUACCACAUUUUGCCAUGUUGAUGGGUUUAACAGGCAGUGUAACAGGUGCUGCUAUGACUUUUCUUCUUCCUUCUCUUUUCCAUUUAAAACUCAAAUUGAAAAAACUGUCCUUCUUAGAGAAAUGUGCAGAUAUCUCUGUUUUUACUUUGGGUUUCCUUUGUAGCCUUGCAGGCAUAGUUUGCUCAAUAAAAGGGCUACUUGAAGUGUUUGGAGGAGUGUAA